GGGAGAAUGAAGUUCGUGUACAAAGAGGAGCAUCCGUUCGAGAAGCGCCGCUCUGAGGGCGAGAAAAUCCGAAAGAAAUACCCAGACCGUGUUCCGGUGAUAGUGGAAAAAGCUCCCAAAGCUCGGAUAGGAGAUUUGGACAAAAAGAAAUACCUGGUGCCUUCAGAUCUUACAGUGGGUCAAUUCUACUUCUUGAUCCGGAAGCGAAUUCAUCUCCGUGCUGAGGAUGCCUUGUUUUUCUUUGUCAACAAUGUUAUUCCACCCACCAGUGCCACGAUGGGUCAGCUAUACCAGGAGCACCACGAGGAAGACUUCUUUCUAUACAUCGCCUACAGUGAUGAAAGCGUCUACGGUCUGUGAAGCUGCUGUCCCUGAGGUGGGGGGUUCCAUUCUACAAGGAGAGGUGGCGCUCCUUCCUUGACAUCUACUUCCUCCUUCAGGCGAAAACACCAUCUCCUUCUUCAGGACCUGCACUUACUGUUUGCGGCUGUUUCUCCUGUCCCUCUCAGCAGGAGGGGUAGUGGUGGACACAGUCUCUGUACGUCUCCUUUCUCUCCCCUCGUUCGCCCUCAUUCCCACUCUGCUUUAGACUUCUUGAUUGUCAAUCUCUGUCACAUCCGUUGAUUGUUUUGGUUUCUAUUCCCUUUCUAACUGCCCAAGCAGGCUCCCUUCCUUUCAGUACCUUCUUUUUGGGGGGUAGAUGGAAGGGAUUAACAUUGUCGGGGGGAGGUAGGAGGCACAUCAAUAAAGAAGAAACCACCGAGCUGAACUGAA
Microtus ochrogaster (prairie vole) is the source of this 774-nucleotide messenger RNA. It is a transcript of the gene Gabarap, whose product is annotated as GABA type A receptor-associated protein. NCBI's taxonomy places the organism in Eukaryota, Metazoa, Chordata, Mammalia, Rodentia, Cricetidae. The record is from RefSeq and is a predicted model, not a curated record.